This is a messenger RNA of Rhizophagus irregularis DAOM 181602=DAOM 197198, 1185 nucleotides long. RefSeq lists its product as uncharacterized. NCBI's taxonomy places the organism in Eukaryota, Fungi, Glomeromycota, Glomeromycetes, Glomerales, Glomeraceae. The record is from RefSeq and is a predicted model, not a curated record.
AUGUCAGAUAAACCGUUAUCUUCACAACCCAAAAGGGUUUUGGAAUUAUUGCUAAAACCUGGAAUGAAGGAGAAAUUGGAGGAGGACCGCAAAAAGUAUUUUAACUUAACCGUGUUGAAAAAGUGGGAGGAAUCUGAUGAGCCUUUCGAGGAAGACGAAGAAAUUUUAUAUAUUAAUAACCAGAAAAACGAAGCUUGUCAUAGCACUAAUCCUCAAUUAAUGGGUCAUAAUACUGAAGCAAAAUCAGCUGGAACUGGACGACAUAAUCUUACCAAUGGCCGAGAACGAAACACUGGAAAUACGUUUGAGUUUUAUCUCAACAAGGAUCAGAAGACCCAGAAGCUUAAAUUAUUGGAGCAACGCAUCGCUAAGUUUGAAGUUGAGAAUGCCAAGCUUAAGACUGAAAAAGCUGAAAUUAAGGCCAGGAAUGCUGAAUUUCUAAAGCAGGUUAUGGAGAAAAAUGCCAAGCGUGAUGUUAAGAAUACUGAACUCAAGUCUAAAGUUAGGAAACUCGAAGCUAGGCUUGCAAUAUUGAAACAGGAUAACCCAGUAUUAGCUGAUGAGUCUGUAGUAAACCAGCAAAAUAGUGUCAACAUCAAGGUAAUUGAGGAUAAGAAAAUAGAUGAUUAUCCUGAAAAACCUGCUAAUGUAUCUUACUCCAUUAUGACUCAGCUCAAGCGGUGUAAAUCUGAUCAUGAAGUCAAUGAUGUAAUGUUAGAAGUACUUGCCAGCUCUAUGUUAUCAGAAGAAAAAAAGUUAGACUUUUUCCUGGAUGAGGUAAAUAAGAAAAAGGUUAGCAAUGAGAUUAGAAAGAGGAAGCGGAAGAAGAAACUUCAAGAUGAUUUCCAAAAAGAACUGGACUCAGAGAUACUCAUAGCUUCUUUGGAUUCUGCCACUUCCUUGAAUGAAAAAAAUGGACAGGGUUAUUCUUCUAUAGCAAACGAGCAAGUGCUUAACAAUCAGAAAAUCACCUAUAAUCAGAAAGUAGAACAAGAUUUGAGAUACGAGUUAUCUGCUUAUAUGGAAUGCAAGGGACAAACUGAAGAGGUUGCUUUGCAAUCAGAUAAAGCAUUUAAUAUUGAGAUUUCUGAAUUCUCUUUAGAAAUGAUUCUAACAGGAUCUAGUGAAGUUAUAGCGCAAAAUAUAGUUGAUCUAUUUAAUUUAACAAAGCUUAUGAUUACGUAA